Molecule: messenger RNA, 792 nt
Organism: Pieris macdunnoughi
Lineage: Eukaryota; Metazoa; Arthropoda; Insecta; Lepidoptera; Pieridae
Source: the annotation of a GenBank genome assembly
AUGAAUGAUCCAUUGCAUGUUUAUGACGAUUACGCAAAAAUAGUAACAACACAAGAAUCGAGGCAUAAGGCACUUAUUAUUGAUGUCUUUUCAGGUGAAGGUCCCCAAUUUCAAUGUGGUGGAACUAUCAUUAACUCCAAAUAUAUUCUGACAGCGGCUCAUUGUGUCGUUGAUAAGAAAAUCGAAGGUGUCAGAAUAGGAGAGUACGACAUUAACACGGAUAGAGACUGCGAAUAUGAACCGGAUAAAGUUAUCUGUGAAGAUCAUAUUCAGGAUAUGUAUGUCAAAGAAAAAAUACCACAUGAAAAUUACCAAAGAUCACCAACCUCGAAUGACAUCGCGUUGUUGCGAGUAGACGGCGAGAUCCUCUUAAACUACACAAACGUGGAACCGAUCUGUCUACCACUAUCAUCUUCACUACGUAGCAAAAGUCUAGAUAACAAAAACGGCACAGUAGCGGGAUGGGGUUACACUGAAACUGGUAGAGAAUCUGCAAUACUGUUGAGAGUCGAAGUUCCUGUGAAAACUGACGCUGAAUGUAAAGGCUACUACAACAGAAAUAUCAGGGAUGCCGUUAAGAAACAAUUUUGCGCAGGAGAACUAAAAAAGGAUUCUUGUAAUGGUGAUUCCGGAGGACCUCUAAUGAUGAAAGCAAACUACAAUGAUGUUAAUAGUUACGUCCAGUAUGGGAUCGUGUCGCACGGUCCAAUGCAAUGUGGAUCGUCGUUCCCAGGCGUCUACACAGAUGUCAGAGAAUACGUCGAUUGGAUAUUAGACAAUAUUAAAGAAUAA